CAUCUCCUCAUGCUCGCUCUUAUUCCGUCCUUCUCUCUCAUUCCCCCCUCGCUUUCAUUCCCUCCUUGCUUUCAUUCCCUCCUGCUGUCUCUCAUUACCUGAUACUGGAGUUGUGAGACCAGUUUAUUAGCCCUAUCCAGGAAUUUAUCUCAAUUUAGGUUCUUAAAGACUAAAGAGUUUCUGUGAGACUAACAGCAGCGAUGAACCAGAAGAUUGUCCUCAUCACAGGUUGCUCCUCAGGCAUCGGCCUGGCCCUGGCUGUACGCAUCGCCAAGGAUGAAAAGAAGAGGUUCAUGGGUAAGUUAGUGGGAACUCUUUGGGUGGAACAGAAUUUGGAGAUUGAAUGUUAUGGUAAUAGAUUGUAACAGCAAGAUUGCAACCAAAAUGUGAUGUUUAUUCCACCGCUGUCAAUGGAAUAAAUCUCAGCUAUCUGUAAAAAUUAUUAUGGAAAGCACUGGAAUUGUGAGGACGGUUCCUCCACCUUCAAAAUCCCCAAAAGUAUGGUCAGAAACUCCUAAUCUCCAGACUAUACAGCUACACAAUAUUCAUAGACAAACUUGUCUGCUUCCUAGAGACUAAGAUACACCUGUGUUGUGUUCUCCAGUGUAUGCCACGAUGAGGAACCUGGGUAAGGCAGAGGCCCUUGUGGAGGCAGCAGGCAGGACUCUGGGCAGGACCCUGGUGAUUAAACAACUGGAUGUUUGCAAUGAAGACUCCAUCAAGGCCUGUGUGGCCAGCCUGUCUGACGGCAAGAUAGACAUACUCAGUAAGUACGGAUGCACGCACGCAUACACCCUUAUCUGGUGUUACAUGUAGGCUAAUAAUCCCACAUCUUUAUAUGUAUGGACACAGUCUUCCCUGAUCUCCUUUGCAUUACAAACACAGUAAAUAAUUAGACUGUAAUUAUAUUGUAAGGCUUGUUGGUUGUAUUAAAAUGAAGGACUGCACUGCUUUUUGCCCUCACAUCCCAAUUCCAGUGGCUUGUUCAGUAGGAUGUAACGUUACAGAACAUUCAGGCAGAAAUGUAUCAUAGAAAACAUAUGAUUGUCUGUCAUGUAGAAUAGGGCAUUGUUUCAGCUCUACUGAUUCAAUUUCUAUUUGCAAACGCAACGAUCAGAACGUUUUCACAUAACUGAAUAAACCUAUAUUUUCCCCUCUCAGUCAGCAAUGCUGGGAUGGGUCUGAUAGGCCCCAUAGAGUGUCAGUCUAUGGAGGAGAUGAAGGCUGUCAUGGAUACCAACUUCUUUGGUCUAGUGAGACUCCUCAAAGAGAUCCUGCCAGACAUGAAGAAAAGGAAGAGCGGCCAUAUUGUUGUGAUCAGCAGUGUCAUGGGCAUACAGGGUAAGAGAUGUUGCUUCUUUUCACACAAUGGCUUUUCAUGAGGUUUUCUUACAGACCAGCAAGAGUGCUAGUGUAUUUGUGAGUAGGCUACACAUUUGUAUGUGCCUAAUAGCAAAGACAUGUAUUUUAAAGGUAAACACGUAUUACCAGUUUUAAUGUGGCAUGCCAAACACAACCAGGCAUGAUGUUUUCAUCUGAUUGUCAAAUCACUUCAAAAAGUAGGCUACCUGUGCACAUUGGUCCACUCCAAAAUAAUUCCAGCAUCCAAACAGUGCACCAGCCAUUGGAUGAAUGGAAAGAGACAACUGUUAAAAAACACCAAAACAUGCAAUAACAUUCAGGGAUUGUCAGUAGGUCUACACUCUUGUAGCCUGAAUUAAUUGAUGUGUCUUGCUGACAAAUUUACAUUUUUUUGUAAAAAGAAAAGUCGGGACACCUGAAAAGGGGCUGAAAUAUAGACGCGAAUAGAGCCAUGUCUGUCCUGAGCUCAUCAACGCGGGAAACUGCGAAGGCCCAGUUAAAAACAAUGUUGCAAUUUCGCUAGCAGGUUGAACCCAGUCGAUACAAGGUUGCAAGUUUGCUAGCCUAAACUCAAGACAGAGAGAGAGGCGUACAGGUGGGGAGAAGAUAGAUUAAUGCGAUUGAAAGAACCUGAACCAACUGUCACUGGAUUAAACCAUGACAGAGAGGUGGGGGUGUUCGUUUAAUUUGGAAUGCACUUUUCUUUUCUUUUUUACCACUGUAUCAGUAAAAAAUUGCAUUUUAAACACAGGAGAAUAGUUCAAAUAGAGAUCCUCCCAAAGUUUGACUUUUGUUGCAUUUAGGGGAGCUCAUGUCUCAUUUGGGGGGCUGAGCCCCCCCCCCCCCCCCCCCCCCCCCCCAUAAUUCCCACACUGCUACUGGUUCAAUAUUAACUGUUGAAGAACCCUCAGCCUAGAAAUGGAAAGACUCAUCAUGAUCUGAACUUCAUCAAUUUAAAUUUUACAAUUGACACAUCUGGUCUGUAUAAAUGAUUUGGUGGCAUUCUCCUUUUUCGCAGGUAUAUUAUUCAACGAUAUCUACGCGGCAUCCAAGUUUGCUGUGGAGGGGUUCUGUGAAAGCUUGGCCGUCCAAGCCCUGAGGUUUAAUCUGAAGUAAGUAGUCCUACCAUACCACUAGUUCUGGUCCAGGGCGUUAGUGUGGCUUGCUAAGGAAUGCUGAGCAUUAGGGACCAGAGCUUCCCUACCACAAACUGCAUCUGGUGUGUGUGGAGGGUACAUUCACACUGCUCUGUUUGUAAGAGUUAAAUUAGUCUCAUGAGGCAGAGAUUAGAGAAGGGAGGGAGAGGAUGCAUCAUGGAGCUGACUUCCCCUCAGUGGCAAAUAAUGCAUGCUAACCAACACCUGUGGCCCACUUGUCCGUGUCAGCAACAUCUGCACUCAUACAUUGCAAUAUCCUACCAUUGUUUCAUGCCACGAGUGACAAAAAAACACAUGCUACAGUUGGGUAAAAUGGUAAUAACAACCACACCCAACAAAUAUUAUACAGAUGAUUUAUAAGAAGCUACAGCAUAGAGACACAAUCUUAGGAUUUAUUAUAGAUUUCCCUGUGGUAUUACAUACAGAAAAUACAAAAAGGUUUUGGUGACAGAAUAGAAUUGAGUUUACUAGGCCAACUGAACAUUCACUUAAAGUAGUAAUGGUGUGUGUGUGUUGCUGUCAUUGCUGUGGCAGUAUAAGUCUGAUUGAGCCAGGCCCUGUGGUGACGGAGUUUGAGCGUAAGGUCUAUGAGGAGGGCAUGAAGGCAGACCUCUCCAAAGCUGACAAAGUGACAGCAGAUAUGUUUACCAACAUCUAUCUGAAGAACUUCAAGCAGAUCUAUGAAAGCCUUGGACAGACACCUGAGGACAUAGCAGAGGUAUAUUAGCCUAUUGUUAUAGAGGAAAAGGGCUCAAAUUGACACAUUAUAAAGGCUUAUACAUAUAACAUGUUAUAAAGCUUUAUACCUAGAGACUAAGUAAAGUGUAGUUCUCAAUCACAGGGUUUGUUUGUUUGGUGCAUGUGUUCAAAUUGCUGUGGUUAAAUGUCUCCCCCUAGCUUGACUCACUUGACUUGUCCAAGGGCCUCAACAGUGCCUCUCCAGAAAACCAUGUUCUGGGCAGUUAUUUUGUAUUUAUUUCAGGUUAUUCCGAAUUCUUCAUCUCAUCUUCAAUGGCCCUUCCUUCUCUGUGUCUUCCUUCCUUAGCACACACACAAGAUCAUCACCAUGGACAACCCUCCAUUCCGGCACCAGACCAACACCCUGUACACCCCCAUGACCACCCUGAAGUAUGCUGACCCAAACGGAGACCUUCCCAUUGACACCUUCUACAAGAUGGUGUUUGAGCACGACAAGGUCUUCAAUGCCAGCCUCAACUUCCUCAAGCUGCUACGCUGGAGGAGCCGCAAUAACUUCACUAUGGAUAAGGACAAGAGCAAUUCUUAGGAUGUGUCCCAAAAGGCACCAUAUUCCCUAGUGCACUAC
Coregonus sp. 'balchen' is the source of this 3843-nucleotide messenger RNA. The record is from the annotation of a GenBank genome assembly. Lineage: Eukaryota; Metazoa; Chordata; Actinopteri; Salmoniformes; Salmonidae.